Pectinophora gossypiella (pink bollworm) is the source of this 7606-nucleotide messenger RNA. Its product is annotated as folliculin-interacting protein 2. Gene Ontology annotation, cellular component: cytoplasm. The record is from RefSeq and is a predicted model, not a curated record. Bases 200 to 3388 code for a protein of 1062 amino acids. NCBI's taxonomy places the organism in Eukaryota, Metazoa, Arthropoda, Insecta, Lepidoptera, Gelechiidae. The transcript has 13 exons. Gene Ontology annotation, molecular function: ATPase inhibitor activity; protein-folding chaperone binding.
GAGCUAGACUAGUACACCAGCACAUUCCACUCUACGCGGCCGUCGUUGUCCCUCGGUCGUAGUGCAUUUAGUGAAGCAUUUCUCUAGGAGUGAGUGCAUGUUGAGCAAACUGUCAGUUUCAUUGACAAACAGCUGUGACUAUCAAAGCGACUAUGAAAUAAAAUGAAAUUUAGGUAAUUGAACUUCUGAUUAGUGCUUGAUGGACUGUCUGGUUAAGUCUGCUCGGGCCUUUGCCAGUUAUUCAUUGCCCGGCUUAUUAAGGUCCUGUCAGAUAACCAAGGAGCAAGUGAGGCUGCUUCUAUUCAAAGAGUGCGACUGGCGAGGGCGGAAGAUCCUCUUUGAUUCGUCCACCAUCGAGAGGGUCCCAGCUGGCAAACAUGACAAGCCCAACCGACAGACUGAUGAUGCACCAUGCAUUGUGGAGAUCUCAAAUGGAUACGCUUAUGUGUACAAAGGUCCGGCGACGGACGCGGGUGUUCUCGGCGAGAUGAUAUUCGGAGCAGUGGCCAUGAACUACAGAGGUCUCUCGCUCAAGAUACACGUCAUGGAUGACCCUAAGAGGUUGAUGUAUACAAAAGUAUUCUGUGUGCCGGCAUCGCGGCGUAUAAGUCGAGUGGAGAGAAAGACGAGUGACAUGAGCAGCAGUGGAGACAUCAGGAACAGUUCCAAGCCUCUGAGCGUGCCGGUGUUGGGCGAAGGAGUGGCGCUUAGUUUCUCGCUUGAUAGGGGAGAUUCAGGAUAUUGUGGGGACCAAUCACCGUACAGCAGUGUCAGUUCAACGUACGAUUACUUCUCAAUGUUCGAUAUUUGGGAUGAGAACACCAGCCAGGAUGAUAUCUUCUUUCAUUCGCCACCUGGCCGCAAGUUGAGCACUUCAAGCAAUGGCAGUUGGCAGCGAAGAACGUUCCAGAAUAUCGCGACCAGGUUCGAGCUAGGUCAUCGACCCUCCAGCAGUUCCAACCUUUUGAGCGUACCCACCAACGCUACCAAUGAUUCACAGGUGUUCAGUACAACGAGCGGCACGAAUGACAGUCUCGUCAGUUCCGGAGUGAACCUUCCUCAGAGGAAAAGCAAGCUCGGGCUAGCUCUGCUAAUCACUGUUAGCGAUUGUGCUGAGAUGGACGAAGUGCGGCGAUGCGUGGAGCUCUCCCCGCAACUACAAGCGCUGAUCUGCCGGAUGCGGCUGGCGACCCUCGCUGCCGGCACCGGAAACAACUUCGUGUCCACGCUGCAUGACGCCUCCACAGACGCUGCCAGAUGGUUAACAGAUCUUCUCUACGGGCCUAGAGUCCAGCCGGCGUGGCUGUCCUUAGUAACGAGUGAGCCGCGAGUCAGUACUAAGAUGGCGGACACUCUUCUAGCGGACAUUUGUUCCGUGCUCUCUGUUGGGGACACUAAACACACCAACUUCUUCAUCAGCACACUUGUAACGCACGUGCUGACGUACCAUCUGGGGUGGGUGACGACCGUUAGUCCGUAUGACACUCUCGACCCUCUAAAGCAGACCCCGCCGGCAGAAGCGCGGAGGCCUUACAACGCUUUAUGGGCCCAACUCAGCGAUCUAUGUGGCUCUAUAGGAUUCCCCCCACGCACCGCUCGCACCGUCAUCAGCGGCACAACCAACUCUCAGUUCAUCAACAGACUCCUAGGCGUCCUAACCUACUUCGUCCGCUCCGGAGACGUCAAAAGAAGCGAGUUUAAAUACGAAGACUGUCCGGUCAAAGAAACCAAAGUAAUCAACGUGGAUCCGCCUGAAAUAGUAGCUUUAAAGAGGACUGACAUCGUAAACAAUGAUAUCAGCGCGAACAGUCUGAUCGUACCGUCAUUAAAUACUCAGAGUAGUGAUAAUAGUGUGAGCACGCUGGUAGCGAGCGACGUGAGCAUGAAGCGGUCGGUGACGCUGGGCGACCUGGGCGACAUGCGGCCCGAAGUGGUCGGUGACGCGCUGGGUGGGAGCCCGCGUCCAGCCCGCGCCCUCAGCGGCCUCAAACGCAACCCUACCUGUCUAGCCCCUCUAAAAUUUCCCUCCGACUCCAGCCUUAGCUCGACCGAGUCGGAACCGGAACAAAAAGUCCUCUUCGUCCUUGGCGAUGACGAAAAACUCGUCGGUCUCAAAAACAAAUCUAUAGAUGGCAAGAGCGUGAAGAAAUCGUCCAAACUCCCCGACGAGCCGGCCGAGGUUCCAGCUGCUCGGAAGGAGGAUGACCCGAAGACUGAAGUCUGUUCCGAACGGAGCUGCGACAGAUCCUCGAAGAGUUCCGAGAGUCCCUCCAAGUGCUGCGGACAGACGCUUCAACAUUCCAAACCGAUAAAACAUUCCGGAUUUAAGUUCGAGUUCGAUAAGUACCCUCAGAUAGUCACUAAUUAUAUGAAGAGCAAAAACUUAGAGAUUCUAGAUAGACAUUAUAUCGGUAAACCGGGUAAUCUGAAGCUGGCGAACUUCCAGUUUGACCCAACGGUGGUGCCGCCGAUCCAGGAGGAACGGUGCGAGACCUGCUACAAGUGCCAGCAGAUGGAGUCGAUGUUGCAGACGCCGACGAACGCUUCCGAGAUGGAAUAUAUGAACGACAUGCCGCGUCACUCCGAGCCUCAGUACGCUCAGGAAACUAUCGUCACCGAGACGGACAAUAACCAUCGGGAGGUGACUCCAAAGACGUUCGUGAGAAAGCGGAAAGAGAACACAAUCGUUGUGAAUGUGAGGAGGCAGUUGGAAUCGCCGCCGCGAGUGUCUGUGGAGGCUCCGAAGGCAGAGGAAGAUAUCGGAAAAGAGAAAGAGAAGGACAGAGAGAGGGAGAAGGAGCAGGAUACGGCGGUGCGUGUGAGACAGGUGUUGGAGUUCCCAAUGCCGCGCGUUUCGUCGACGACGCCGCUCAGUUCCGGUUUCGACGCCACCCUGCUUGGCGGUGUCACUGACCACUAUGUACCUGAUCUCAUUUUACAAGGAAUAAACGUGCAACCCAAAGUGUGGGAAGCGGAGUUGUGUCGGGAUCUAGAACUGACGUCUUACCUCAACAAGAAUGUGGACCCGCCGAUGCAAGCGGUCGCUAUAGUUGGGGAUACUAAUACUUGGGAGGUACGCGUGGUGGGGCGCGAGUGCGGCGCAGGCGGCAUGGCGCCGCUGGUGGGCGCCGUGCUGGACGCGCUGCCCGCCAUGCGCCGCGCCAGGGUGCCAGCACACCAGUGCCUAUCCUUCCUCGAGGGAAAGCUACGGGAGUUCUGCGUGCUCUCAAAGACGCUAGCUGACAUGUUGAUGUCAACCGACUUCUGUGAUAUAGACACGCUCACGAAGUCCCUCAACAUAGACGUGAAUGAUGUACCGUUGCUGUUAGCUGUCGCCACAACACACACUCCGCAGGUCGCCACCAGAUACGGUAUCAGCUAUAGGUAGUCACAGGUAGGAGUAUCGAGAAGUUCGAAGUUUGGUUAUAAUGUUAUGAGAUAUUUAGGAGGCUUUCAUAUUGAAAGUACAAUGCUCAAAAGUUAAUGCACGCAAUAAAAUAAAUGAGGUAAUUAGGUACUUUCCAAGGUCAAAGAUAAAUUAUGAAAUUCCGAUAUUGAGCGAUGCUCACAACAGAAAAGACAAAUAAUGUAUUUGAAGUCUUGAUAGACAGAAACCACGGAAUAGAAGACAGAGGUUGGAAGGGCCAAGUGAGCGUGAAAUGUGCGCCAUACAAGUAUGAGCAAAUAGUUCAUACUUCCACUUUGCACUCCACUCAUCCGCUAACUUUAAGACUCACGGAGCUACGCGAUAGUAUAUUAAGAGUUCGUUUUGUGCAUUAUAACCCGCAGGCCAGAAACUCUUACGAAAAGUUAAUGAUAAAAUAGCAGCAUAUCACAUAAAAUAUACAUUGCCGGUAAAGUGGCUAUGGAAUUUGCAGCAGCAGCAGAAGCAGUAGAGCUGUCGUAGUUAUGUGGUGGUAGGAGUACCUAGUAGUAAAAGAGAGCGCGGUUGAACCGGCGACAGGGCUUCUCAUACAAAUGCGUGUUAAGCUCAUGCCAUGCAGAAGAAACUGCCCCCCCCAUGUAAUUCUGGAAUGCACGGGAGUGUCAGCACAACGGGUAAAAAUCCUCAAAGGAAUGGGGUCGCUCCGCGAAGCCUGUGAAAACCCCAGGAGGCUUCUGAACUUCUGGAAGGAGUUAGGUUGGCUUGCGUAGUCAACAACAACAUAAUGGGCCAUAUUAGAGUCUAAAUGCGGAAAACAGAGUCCACUAACUAACUAGGGUCAUACCAUCUUUUUUCUUCUGUUCCGUGAUAGAAACAGACAGUGCGCAGUGGGGUGCCCCGCGAGAGCGUAGGAAUCGACGUCGAAGUAUGGUAUGAGUCAUACUCGUGGUUCUAAUUUAAUCCGGCGCACAAUUAUUUUUAUUUUUUUAAUAAUUUUCUAAGUUGUUUUUUCUGUAUGUAACCACCAGAUUUCGAACUUCACUACACUGUUAUACUCAAGUUCAUGUACCCAGUGUACAGUCAUGAGCAAUAUAAUGUACCCACUUUAGGACUCUGUCGCACUAACUAACAUAUUUGACAUUUAGUGAGACUUACAGUUCAAUUUGUCAAAAAAGUUAAUGUGACAUGGUACCAAAGUGUAUACAUAUUAAUGCUCGUGACCGUAAAGGGAACAAAAGUAUCAUUAGCAACACGCUAGAAAUUAGACAUCAUUAAUUUAUUAUUAUGGUUUAUUUAAUGUAAUAUAAUAUAUUAUAUAAUGUUAUAAAAAUGCUGCCUACAGUACGAGUUUCAUGUUGUUUUAAAACUACAGAUACGCGUAAAACUUAUUUUAAAUGAAAUGUAUAGUUAUAUAUAAAUAUAAAAUAUAUCGUAUAGGGCAAUCAAUUUGUGUAAAGUUAUUCUGAAACUAUACCUUAAGUCGUUUAGACUAUAUGUCAAGUUAGGUAUCGGCUUGUCUCACAUUGUAUAAAGUCUUUAAAGCUAUGCUUAGUAUUUAUCUUACUCCGCCCGGCACAGUCGUGAGCAAUAUAAUGUACCCACUUUAGGACUCUGUCGCACUAACAUAUUUGACAUUUAGUGAGACUUACAGUUCAAUUUGUCAAAAAAGUUAAUGUAACAUGGUACCAAAGUACAUAUUAAAAGUACAUGGUACAUAUUAAUGCUCGUGACCGUACACACUUUAAUGCCUAUUUUUACUUAGAAUACUGAAAUAAUGAAAAUAAUUCAGGGCAGGCAUACACAUUGUUACUUUUUAAAAGUACACUCGUAAAUGUACCUUAUUUAUUAGCGUGUAAAAUAUACGUUAAGUGCAUAAUAGUGAACUUGUCAUAUUUAUUGUCAUACAUUAUCGUGUAUAUUAAGUUAAUAUUAAUAUUUAUGUACUCGUACCUAUAGUAUCGCACAGUGUUCAAUUAUUUACAAUUUAUCACUAUUAUAAAAAUAUCACAUUUUGUCAACUUAUAUAGUUUUAAUUUACGCAUUAAAAGAUCGGGAUAGAUAAUAUAGAUAAGCAAUGCAUUAUAUUUUUGGUCCGGUCGCUUAUUGCGUUAUAUUCAAUUUAUUUUGUUAUUAAAUAUAAUAUUGGAGCUAGGGGUCACUGCAGCGUGCCAGCAAAAUAUGGAUUUUUUUUAUAUUAUCUCUGUAAAAUACCAGGAUUUUGAGACCUCACAAAGAGAAAAACAAAACAUAACAAAAACCAAACACGCAACAAAAAAUAAUUAUGAGACCUUUAAUUCAUUUUAAUCAAUUAACGCUUUAUAAAAGUUAUUAUUGUCAUAGUCUGUUCAUAAAUCGGUGGUUAAUUUUUGCAGGCAAAAUAUAAAUUUUAUUUCAUUAUAAUAAGAGGACUGUUGAGAUUAUAUAUGCAUUAAGCAUGAUAAAAAUAUUUUAUUUUACUCUGUUCUUUGCCCUUUAAAUUUAAAUGUGCUACUUAUUAACAAUUCUGAAAUACACAGGGAGUUAGUGCCACCGUGCCGAAUACUGAGGGGAAUAAUUCAGCUCAUGAUUCUGAUUGAUCAUUUCAAGUGGAAUUUUCCGUCGCAAAAAAUUUAUAUUCAGUUCCAUACGGUGUCAGUAACGCCCUCUAAAUCACUGGCUGGGUCAGUAAUAUGUAGCAUUUUGCAAUAUUACACAUAACAUUAUGUGCAAUAAUUGCGCAUAUAGUGAAGUGUGGGUAUAUAUAUCUGCACAUUUUUAUUGUGAUAUAUAAAGAGCGCUUGGAUUGUGGUUAGGAGUUGGUCUAUAAGGCCGAUGUGAUAGUCUAAUAUGGAAACAUAGUGGCAUAAAGAAAAGUUGUUUUUUAUAUAAAUACUUUAUUUAUCAAUCACUGAAUAAAAAGAUUAUUUCUGAAAAUUUAAACUGAAAUUUCUUAACGGUUUACGCUAGUAAUAGCAUUCUGUGGUAAUGGGGAAAACGUGUUAUUUAUUUAUUUUUUAGUUAUUUAUGGUUCCUGGUAAAUAUUUUUCUAAGUUCUGUUUGUAUUUUAAACGGGUAUUGGGAAGCUAGCAGAUCGAAAGUCACCACAAAAGCGUUUGUAAUUAUUUCACUCAGUGAUAUACAGCUUUAUACAAGAGGCAUUCUAACUGACUUUGCUAUGUCUGUACCCGCCUUAAGUUUGCCAGUUCUUAAACACUUUAUUCGUCAUAAAAUACAAGUUUUUAGUGACACGGUAACGAAAACUUUCGGGGAAGAAUCAGGUCGUGAUUCUGAGUUGAUGAAAUGGAAUUUCCUGUCGGAAAAAUCAUGAUAAUUCUAGUAUUUCUUUUUUAAAAUAUUUUCAGUCCGAUAUUGUGCUGGAAGUUGCAUAGAACCCAAAUUUAAAACAAAAAUGACAAUUUAUUAAUAGCCAUCAAUGUAAAUCGAAUCCGUUCGCGUUGUUCUCUUUAAUAAUCAACAUAAACAUAAACGGCCUAUAUACGUCCCACUGCUGGGCACAGGCCUCCCCUCAAUCAACCGGAGGGGGGACGGAGCAUACUCCACCACGCUGCUCCAAUGCGGGUUGGUGGAGGUGUUUUUACGGCUAAUAGCCGGGACCAACGGCUUAACGUGCCCUCCGAAGCACGGAAUCAUCUUACUUUUUCGGACAAUCAGGUGAUUCAAGCCUGAAAAGUCCUUACCAAACAAAGGACAGUCUCACAAAGUGAUUUCGACAAUGUCCCCAUCGGGAAUCGAACCCGGACCUCCAGAUCGUGAGCCUAACGCUAGACCACGGAGGCUGUUUUGCUUUAAUAAUCAAAAUCUUAAUUAAAUAUUUCCGACAUGAAAAGCACCAUCCAUCAUUUUAUUGUGAUAUACAAAGGAAAAUGAAAAUGAAUGGUUUGUUUUGUGGGCAAUAAAGAAUUAUCAAUAGUACAAUCUUUUUCUUUCAAUUUAUUUUCACUAAAUCCUAAAUCUAAGUACAUGUUUCAACCAACUCGACGUUUAAUUUUGUUUCCGUUACGGUGUCUCUAAUACCCUGUAUAUUUAGCAGACAUAUAAUAUCCCGCAGUACCUCCGUCAUGUCACGUUUUAUAUUAUUCUAAUACAAGUACCUUAAUAUAAACCAAUAUAGCUAACAAAUUGUAUAAAAAGGUGAUAUGGAUAGUUAUUUUUCAGUUGUGAUGUCGUUUUGUAUGUAAAGUUAUAUUUUUUUAUACAUACAUUAAUUGAAUAAUAAAUAAA